AUGGCAGAUGUCGCCAAGACCAGCGCCGUGCAGGUCGGCGAGGACGGUAAUGACAAGAAGAUUGUUAGUGUUGCCGCUUUCGACAACGACGGACCCGAGUCGCCAAUCCUUCCCGAACCAGACAAGGCGGAGUACGUGAAGGGACAUCCUGUCAUCAAGAACGGUGAGAGUCAUCUCUUCCGCUAGUGAUCACUUCUUGUUGGCUGAUCACGCAGGCCUCGAUGUCUCGCGCUUCCUCAUAUCAACGCAGGAUAAUGGCGAUCCCGCACUCACGUUUCGCGCAAUCGUCCUUGGAUCGAUCUUCACGGCUCUCUCGAGUGUCAUCACGAUGCUGUAUGAGUUCAAGCCAGUCCAGGUGCAGGUAUCGGCGGUCUUCAUACAGCGUGAGUCUCCCUCUCUCCACGGCAUAGCGCUGAUGGCCAAGUCUGACUGAAUGCUCUCGCAGUUCUCGUCUUCGUCUUUGGAGAAGCCUGGGCUAUCUUCACUCCUAAACCAACUCGCUUCAAAUGGCCUUCGCUUCAACGGCUCUUAACUUUCCUUAAUUUCGGUCAGCCUUUCGGGAUCAAGGAACACGUUGUUGCCGCUCUCAUUGCUUCUUCGGGAAACAACGGACUUGCAGGCGUGGAAGUGUACGCUGUCGAGCGCCUCUUCUACGAUCGAACCGUGUCUGCUUCUACGGUCGUUCUGGCUACUUUCUCCAUCUCGCUCUGCGGUUUCGUUCUGGCUGGCAUCCUUCGACCACUUAUCGUCUAUCCAGCCGAGAUGGUCUAUUGGAGUACCCUGCCACAGGUUGUGCUUUACCAGAACCUCCAUCUUGAUCGGAAGCAGAACAGAGAUCGUCUGAAGAAGUUCGGAUGGGCUCUUGGGGCGGCUGCUUUGUGGGAGAUUUUCCCGGCAUAUAUUGUCACUUGGUUUGGAGGUCUUUCGGUCUUUUGCCUUGCCAGUAUCAAUGCACCAGAGAAUACGCGUACCGUCUUUUCCACCAUCUUCGGCGGAGCCAGUUCCAACGAGGGCUUGGGACUCUUCAACUUCUCGCUAGACUGGCAGUAUAUCCAGAGUCUCUACCUUUCUUUGCCACUGAAGCAGCAAGUCAACACUUGGAUCGGCUACGGAAUCUGGUAUGUGAUGAUGGCCGCACUCUUCUAUGGAAAUGUCUGGAAUGCGAAGAAAUUUCCGUUCAUGUCGAGCUCUCUAUUCCAGAGCAACGGCACAGUGCUCGAGGUAACUUCUAUCGUCAACGCCGAUAACAUCGUCGACUACGCGAAGCUGGCAGAAGUCGGCACUCCGCAUCUGACCUCGAGCUCGGUUUGGGGCUACUUCACACAGACAGUCGCCAUCGGUGCUCUGAUCACACAUGUCACAAUCUUCUACGGUAAAGACAUGGUUCGCGCUUGGAAAGAAGCUCGCAAUCGCGCCCAACCAGAUCCUCACUACCAAGCUAUGCUCCGCUACAAGGAAGUGCCAUAUUGGUGGUACGUGACUCUGUUCGUGCUGUGCUUCGUCGCCGGUAUCAUUGUCAACGCGAAAGGCGAGACGAGUCUUCCAGUCUGGGGAUACAUCAUCUCGCUUCUACUGGGGGCUUUCAUUGCGCCUUUCUCCUGCAUCCUGUACGGACUGUACGGAACUGGAGUUAGCACGAAUUUGAUUUCGAAGAUGGUGGCCGGAGCCGUACAUCCCGGACGACCAUUGGCGAAUUUGUACUUUGCGUCGUGGUCGCAUCAGGUCAUUCUGCUGGCUGUGAAUUUGGCCAACUGGUUGAAGGUGGGACAGUACACAAAGGUAAGCAUGCCUCCGCUCUGCUGAGUUUCUUUCUAGUCUGCUAACGCCUCUGCUUAGGUCCCUCACCGCAUCAUGUUCUGGACCCAAAUCUAUGCCACUCUCCUCGGCGCCGGUCUCAACUACGCCAUCAUGAUCACGAUCGUCAAUUCAAAAAGAGAGAUCCUCCUCAAUCCUAUUGGAAAUAGUGUUUGGAGCGGCGCGAACAUGCAAAGUCUCAACUCUCAAGCCAUCACCUGGGCCCUCGCAAAGGAAAUCUACGGUGCACACGGCCGAUACAUCAUCGUCCCUCUCGGUCUCGUCAUCGGCCUCGCACUUCCAGCUCUCCACUGGGGCCUCAUCAAGCUCGUUCCAAGAUUGCGAGAUGUACCGAUCAACACGGCUAUCAUCGCGGCUUACUCGGGCCUGUACUACGUCGGCAGCACGAGCUGGAUCUGGUCCACGAUUGCCGUCGGGUUCUUCUCACAGGUGUACCUGCGGAAGAGGUUUCCGGAAAUUUUCAACAAGUAUAACUAUCUGAUCGGUGCGGCGCUGGAUGGAGGUGUACAGUUGGUGAUUUUCAUCUUGUCCUUUGCCGUGUUCGGCGCGAGCGGGAAAUCUCAUGCUUUUCCUACUUGGUGGGGAAAUCCCGCGGGGAAUCCGGAUCACUGUUUGUGA
Lecanosticta acicola is the source of this 2433-nucleotide messenger RNA. NCBI's taxonomy places the organism in Eukaryota, Fungi, Ascomycota, Dothideomycetes, Mycosphaerellales, Mycosphaerellaceae. The record is from the annotation of a GenBank genome assembly.